Carassius auratus (goldfish) is the source of this 875-nucleotide messenger RNA. RefSeq names its product galactose-specific lectin nattectin-like. The transcript has 6 exons. Bases 64 to 549 code for a protein of 161 amino acids. The record is from RefSeq and is a predicted model, not a curated record. Lineage: Eukaryota; Metazoa; Chordata; Actinopteri; Cypriniformes; Cyprinidae.
AGAGCCUCAUGGAAUCUUUACUCAAAGUCUGAAAAGCAACGAUCUGAAAAACCAAGGUUCAUUAUGGCAAUGCUGAGAUGUCUUCUGCUUCUUAUCACUAUUUAUUCCAUGAUUAAUGCGGAAGAUGAAAAAUGCCCCAAUGGAUGGACACAUUUUGGAGUCAGAUGCUACAAGUACUUCUCUGAGGCAUUUAACUGGAUCACUGCGGAGAGAUUCUGUCAAACUUAUGAUGCAAAUCUUGCUUCUGUGCAUAAUAAAUUGGACAAUGAUCAUCUGCUGAGCCUGGUGCCUUCUUUCACACGUUUUUGGGUUGGCGCUCAGGAUGGUGAACAAGAAGGACAGUGGAUUUGGAGCGAUGGAAGUCACUUUAAUUACACCAGCUGGUGUUCUGGAGAACCAAACAAUGUAGGAAAUGAAGAGAACUGCCUGGAGCUGGCCUAUAGCUCUAACAAUUGCUGGAACGAUCUGACAUGUUCAGUACAACUUGCCUUUGUUUGUGCAAAAAAGAUCAAAGAUCACAAGAAGUCAUCCUACUCCAUUGUUACAUGAUUGUACAUACAUUUACAUUUUCUGGUCUAAUCCUUUACAAAAAAUCUUAAGUUAAAAUUAAAGAGAUAGUUUACCCAAAAGUGAAUAUUACUCCAAAGAUUUACUCAUCCUUGAGCAAACCAGUAUACAUAUUUUUUUAUUUUUUACUGUUUUCCAUUAAAACAGUAAUGUAGUAGCCUAUAGAAAACAAUACAUUCUGGGCCAUCAUUUUCAUGGUAAGAAUAUAUAAGAAAUAUUCCUUUAAAAUUUUAUUUUUACUCAAUCUUGACUGCUUUCUCAAUACCUUCUCUAAAACAUUAAUUGAAUCAAUAAAUAUUGAUAAAGCA